UCAUCGUUCGCUCUCUCACACUCACUUUCUCUGCCCUCUUUUUCUUUUCUUUCCUCUUACUGAUUUCGGUGGAAAGAACGGAGGAGCGAAAAAAGGCGGAGGUCGGUAAAAGGGGCGAUUCUUUCUCCGUUUCCUCCUCCUUCCACUCUCUUCAAUGCCUUCCUUCAUCCAAUAAGCGCGUGAAGGAAGGUAUCUUUGGGGAUCAAGAAAGAGAGGUAUUUUCAAUGGCCGACCGCAGUCGUGCCUUCUGUAUCGAAGAGCUGCCUGCGCAUUUAAUUCUGGAGAUAUUGAGCUGUGGGCGUCUAGGUGCUGUCGACCUUGCGAGCUUGGAGACAACUUGUCGAAUGUUUAGUGGUGCUCAUGGGCUUCUUCCCAACAAAUUCCGGUCCAUGGUUGAGUUUGCUGCAUUCCACAUUUGUAUGACACACACUAUAUUUGGUUCUCUCCCACAGAGUGCACGUACAGACCUUCUUGGUCGCUGUCAUGGGAAUUGGAAGAAGGUUCUGAGGUUCUUGCAGUCUGUGGAGCAGUCUUCCUGCAGUGUCGAGACAUCAGCAGGCAACAUGCAGGUAACCACAGGAAGAUAUCACACACUCUUGAUUCAUGACUCGUCUGUGUACUCUUGUGGAUCCAGUUUGUGUGGGGUACUUGGUCAUGGUCAAGAUACAACUCAAUGUGCUGCAUUCAGCCGCAUUAAUUUUCCAUCUGUUUCUCAUGUCAUCCAUAUCUCAGCUUCUCACAACCAUGCAGCAUUUGUAACGCAAACUGGAGAGGUGUUCACUUGUGGUGAUAAUUCAUCAUUUUGUUGUGGUCAUGGAGAAGUGGGCCGCACCAUAUUUAGGCCUACUCGCAUUGAGGCGCUGAAGGGGAUACCCUGCAAGCAGGUUGCCACUGGGUUGAGUUUUACAGUGAUUCUUACAAUGCAAGGCCAAAUUUACACAUGUGGGAGCAACACACAUGGCCAACUUGGUCAUGGUGAUACUGUUGACAGGCCAACUCCUAGGAAUAUUGAAUAUUUUGAGGGGCUGGGACAUGUAGUGCAGAUAUCUGCUGGUGCAAGUUAUACUUUUGCUGUCACUUAUGAUGGAAGAAUUCAUUCAUUUGGUUCCUGUAACAACUUUUGCCUUGGCCAUGGGGAUCAACAUGAUGAACUUGUUCCACGUGUCAUCCAGUCAUUUAGGAGGAGGAAUAUUCAUAUACUACGCGUGUCUGCUGGAGAUGAGCAUGCAGUGGCACUUGAUUCAAGUGGAUAUGUAUAUACAUGGGGUAGAGGCUACUGCGGCGCCCUAGGCCAUGGGGAUGAGAAUGAUAAGACCAGUCCAGAACUGUUGGCCACUCUGAAGGGUCACCUCGCUGUGCAGGUGUGUGCAAGGAAAAGAAAAACUUUUGUGCUCACAGAUGAAGGUUCAGUUUUCGCCUUUGGGUGGAUGGGUUUUGGUAGUUUAGGAUUUUCUGAUCGAGGAAGCUCUGACAAGGUUAUGAAGCCACGAGUCCUCGAUAGCUUGAAAUCCCACCAUGUAACCCAAAUCAGUACUGGACUCUACCACACUGUCGGAGUUACUAAUAGAGGUCUAGUAUUUGGCUUCGGGGACAACGAGAGGGCACAGCUUGGGCAUGAAAAGAUGCGAGGUUGCUUAAAGCCAACAGAAAUAGUUGUUCAGAGGACAAUGGAUGAUAUAGCGAUUGCAGCACAAAGUGGGUGAAGAGUUUCUUCUCUACGAGGUGCCUAUAUUCUUACAUUUGUUUAGCAUCUCAAUGCAUUUUGUUUAGCUUAUAACGGAAUUGUUCUUUCCUCAUAGUAUUGUGUCUUAGUCUCUGAAUAGUUUGAUUGAAGUGUCAAAUGUAGAGGUGUCAUGGACUAUAAUAAUGUAGUUUGUCAGGGCCCAUGUUAAAUCAUGCGUAAGCAAGUGCAAAAUUUGGUAUCAGAAAUGUAAACCAGUUGUUUUGGCUGUUGAUUUGUCAUGCGUUAUUGGAUUGACUGCA
Molecule: messenger RNA, 1983 nt
Organism: Musa acuminata subsp. malaccensis (wild Malaysian banana)
Lineage: Eukaryota; Viridiplantae; Streptophyta; Magnoliopsida; Zingiberales; Musaceae
Product: PH, RCC1 and FYVE domains-containing protein 1
Source: RefSeq, a predicted model, not a curated record